Molecule: messenger RNA, 1415 nt
Organism: Equus quagga
Lineage: Eukaryota; Metazoa; Chordata; Mammalia; Perissodactyla; Equidae
Gene: TEKT1
Product: tektin 1
Exons: 8
Coding region: 135-1391 (418 amino acids)
Biological process (GO): cilium assembly; cilium movement involved in cell motility
Cellular component (GO): nucleus; microtubule cytoskeleton
Source: RefSeq, a predicted model, not a curated record
GUCACCGGUUACCAUGGAGACCGCGCUGUUUACCUCCCAGUUCUGCAAGAGCUCCGGACUCCCGUGGGAAGGAGGCUCCCCUCCUGAGCUUGUGUAGUAGUUCUUUGUGGCGCAGAGGGCUUUGGAAACCUCAAAUGGCGAAAUUGCUACAGCAUCCACCCAAGUUCCUGCCCUCAGAGUGGCACAUUGCCAACAAGAACCAGUGCCAUAAAGCAGAGGCCCAAAGGUCCCGGUCUGAGCGCCUGGUGGCUGAAAGCCAGAGGCUUGUGGAUGAAAUUGAAAAGACCACAAGAAAAUCUCAAAGUGAUGUGAACAAGAAACUAGAGCAGAGACUCGAGGAAAUCAGAUUCUGGAAGAAGGAGUUAGAUGACAAACUUGAGCAGCUUGUGUUUGCGACCGAAGAUCUACUCAUCUAUCAGACCCGAUUGGAGAAAGCCCUGGAGAGCCUGAAGGAGCCCUUGCACAUCACUCAGACGUGCCUGGAGUACAGGGAGAAGCGAGUGGGCAUUGACUUGGUGCAUGAUGAGGUGGAGCAGGAGCUGAUAAAGGAGGCCAACAUCAUCCAGGGGGUGAUGGCCCUGCUGACCCGCACCUUGGAGGAGACGACUGAGCAGAUCAGGCUGAACCGCUCUGCCAAGUACAAUCUUGAAAAGGAUCUGAAGGACAAGUUUGUGGCCCUGACCAUCGACGACAUCUGCUUCGCACUCAACAACAACUCGCCAAACAUCCGAUAUUCUGAGAACGUCAUGCGGGUUGAGCCAAACUCUGUGAGUCUGGAAGACUGGCUGGACUUCUCCAACACCAACGUGGAGAAGGCUGACAAGCAGAGGAACAGCUCCCUGCUGCUGAAGGUGCUGGUGGACCGCGUCCUGUCGCAGACGGCCAGCGACCUGCACAAGCAGUGUGAUGUGGUGGACACGGCCUUCAGGAACGGGCUGAAGGAGACUAAGGGUGCUAGGGACAAGCUGGCUGAUCAUCUGGCCAAGGUCAUGGAAGAGGUUGCUUCCCAGGAGAAAAACGUGGCUGUUCUUGAAAAAGCCAUCCUUGAUCAAGAAGGGCCUGCUAAGGUGGCUCACACACGCCUGGAGACCAGGACACAUCGGCCUAACGUGGAGCUGUGUCGCGAUGUCGCGCAGUAUAGGCUGAGGAAGGAGGUUCAGGAGAUCACCCACAGCGUUGCAAGAUUGAAGGAAACAUUAGCCCAAGCUCAUACAGAGCUGAAAGGGCUGAAUCGCAGACAGCUCGCUCUGCAGGAGGAAAUCCAGGUCAAGGAGAACACCAUCUACAUCGACGAGGUGCUGUGUAUGCACCUGAGGAAGUCCAUCCCGCUGCGGGAUGGGGAUGACCACGGGGAGUGGGCCGGGGGCCUCCGUCUGGACGCUGUCUGCUAAACGUGGGGAUAGUUCAGAUUCUCA